UUCACUUGCCGCCUUGUGCCGGGACGAGGAGCGCCGCGGGCAGCACGGGCCGUGGAGAGGGCGCUGCGCUCGGGCUACCCAAUGCGUGGACUAGCUGCAGCCGCUGCUCGUGCAAUAUGCUGGAGCUCCAGAACAUCUAAACGGAGUCGCCACACCGCUGCCUGGGCUGGAUCACCGCGCUGCCUUUCCUUAUGAAGAAGACACAAACUUGGAUUAUCACUUGCAUUUAUCUUCAACUACUCCUAUUUAAUCCUCUGGUCAAAACUAAAGGGAUCUGCAGGAACCGUGUAACUGAUGAUGUGAAAGACGUUACAAAAUUGGUGGCAAAUCUUCCAAAAGACUAUAAGAUAGCCCUCAAAUAUGUCCCCGGGAUGGAUGUUUUGCCUAGUCAUUGUUGGAUAAGGGUGAUGGUGGAACAGUUGUCAGUCAGCUUAACUGAUCUUCUGGACAAGUUUUCAAAUAUCUCUGAAGGCUUGAGUAAUUACUCUAUCAUAGACAAACUUGUGAAAAUAGUGGAUGACCUUGUGGAGUGCAUGGAAGAACACUUAUUUGAGAAUGUAAAAAAAACACCUAAGAGCCCAGAACUCAGGCAUUUUACCCCUGAAGAAUUCUUCAGAAUUUUUAAUAGAUCCAUUGAUGCCCUCAAGGACUUGGAGACCGUGGCAUCUAAAACUAGUGAAUGUGUGGUUUCUUCGACAUUAAGUCCUGAAAAAGAUUCCAGAGUCAGUGUCACAAAACCAUUUAUGUUACCCCCUGUUGCAGCCAGCUCCCUUAGGAAUGACAGCAGUAGCAGUAAUAGGAAGGCCUCAAACCCCAUUGGAGACUCCAACUUACAAUGGGCCGCCAUGGCAUUGCCAGCAUUCUUCUCUCUUGUAAUCGGGUUUGCUUUUGGAGCCUUAUACUGGAAGAAGAGACAACCAAAUCUCACAAGGACAGUUGAAAAUAUACAGAUUAAUGAAGAGGAUAAUGAAAUAAGUAUGUUGCAAGAAAAAGAGAGAGAGUUUCAAGAGGUGUAAUUGUGGCUUAUAUCAACACUGUUACUUUAGUAUCUUGGCGGGUAACAGUUCAUGUUUGCUUCAUAAAUGAAGCAGCUUUAAACAAAUUCAUUAUCUGUCUGGAGUGACAGACUGCAUUUUUAUCUGUUCUUGCUACCCAUGACUCUAUAUGGAUGAUUCACAAAUUGGAACAAAGUGUUUUACUGUGAAACUGGCACUGAAUUAAUCAUCUAUAAAGAAGAACUUGCAUGGAGCAGGACUCUAUUUUAAGGACCUGGGGGACUUGUGGUCUCAUUUAGAACUUGCAACUGAUGUUGGGAGAGAAAGCACGUGUCCCAGACUGCAUGCACCAUUUUGCAUGCCUCCAGAAAUGUCUAAUUGCUGAAAAGCCACAUAGCUUUAUUUUCAGUUACAACCUGCAGUUCAUAGUUAUCUUGGUCUCUGCAAGUAGAUUUCAUCCUGAAUAGUGGGGGGUAAUAAUUUUUCUCAAAGGGAUCUAGAAAAAAAUUUAAAAACAAAAACUCAAUAGCAUCAGCAACUCUACAUAUAGAAAGCAGUGGAAACAAAAUAAUUGGAGUAGGGCGACAUGUCAGCCUUGUAGAUGCUAAUUAAUGGUCUGGGUCUGAUCUCGGUCUCUUCUCAACAUAAACCUAUAUCCCACUAGACAAAUGGACAUGGUUAGCUGGAUCUAAUCAUGCCUGGGAGCCAGUAUUGAGUUAGAACAAUGAUGUCAUCAACAAAAU
This is a messenger RNA of Neomonachus schauinslandi (Hawaiian monk seal), 1738 nucleotides long. It is a transcript of the gene KITLG, whose product is annotated as KIT ligand. Gene Ontology annotation, biological process: positive regulation of cell population proliferation; cell adhesion. The record is from RefSeq and is a predicted model, not a curated record. The transcript has 10 exons. Gene Ontology annotation, cellular component: plasma membrane. Bases 192 to 1016 code for a protein of 274 amino acids. Lineage: Eukaryota; Metazoa; Chordata; Mammalia; Carnivora; Phocidae. Gene Ontology annotation, molecular function: cytokine activity; stem cell factor receptor binding.